AUGGCUGAGCCUGUUUGGUCCUGGCGCGAGGCUAUGCGCAUCAACUUCGCCAUUUAUGCCAUCACGACCAACAAGUGCCCUAUCGCCUGGAUCUCCAACGCACCGGACCUCGUCGGAUCCCCCGAGGAAAUGACCAGGGCCGUCACUACUGCCUGCGAACGGCUCAAGCUAAGCUCAGCUCCGUACCUCCCUGCCAUCAAGAAAUUCGCAGAGAACCCUCCCUCCAAGGUCAAGAACGACGAUGACGAGGAUGACCUGCUCAUUCUUGAUGGCCCUCCCAUCAAGAAAGAAGCUGGUGCCAACAUCCCCAAUCCCGCCAACGGUACCAGCAGGGCCAUCGUCAAGCUCGAAAACGACGAUGAAGUCGCUCCCGCCCCUGCGAAUUCGCCCAAUCCCGCUAAUGGUGCCACCAGGGCCAUCAUCAAGCUGGAAGACGACGGAAUCGCUCACGCCCCCGCCAAUCCACCCAACCCUCCCAGAAUUCCCACUGGUAUCAACAAUGCCAUCAUCCCGGCGGCUCAAAUCGCUGGAGCCUCGGCUGUCCAUGAUGCCCCCGAAGACAGCGAGGAUGAAUCUCUCGUCCGCAGGCGCUCUAAACGCAUCAGAUCUGCCCCCGAGUCCCCGUCUCUCAGGCGCUCAGAGCGCAUCAGAAAUGCCUUCAAACCCCCUCCCCGCCGUUCCGAACGCAUCAGAAAUGCCCGAAGCACCUUCCGCUAA
This is a messenger RNA of Colletotrichum karsti, 717 nucleotides long. RefSeq lists its product as uncharacterized. The transcript has a single exon. Lineage: Eukaryota; Fungi; Ascomycota; Sordariomycetes; Glomerellales; Glomerellaceae. Bases 1 to 717 code for a protein of 238 amino acids. The record is from RefSeq and is a predicted model, not a curated record.